CGACAGUGCAAAUUACAACAUACCUGUCCGGAGCAGGACUUCCGUGCACUGCAAUAUGUCGUCGUUGGAGACAACAAGUAACAACAAACAGCCUUGAAAUCAGAAACAUGAGUGCGAGAUCCUGAAGUUUUGAAAGGCGCUAUAGAAAUGACGUUUGGGAUUCCUUGUAACAAUGUGUAUCUGGAACUAGUCAGCCAGAUUAAAGAAUGGAAAACAGCUGACAAUUGUGCAAAUGGAGGAGAAAAGUGCUUGUACACUCUAAAGUCUGCAAACGAACACUACAUUGUGGCUAAGCACACAACUCCAGUACACAAAUAUGUCGAUAAUCUUACAUUCAAAUUGACUUCCUCCUUGAGUAAGAGAUCCUGCUAUGUCUCUGGAUUCUCUGUUUCUGAACUGUGGUACUCAGUCCUUGACCACGGUACCAACUACUGCAACUUGCACAACCUUAUUGAAGGUAGUGGCUUAGACAAAGUUUCAGGUUACAGUGAAUCAACCAACAACUUCAAGUGCACUCAGUAUUCAUCAGCUAAUUGUACGAUUUACUAAAUGGGCUACGCUUUAUUAAGAAAAUCACAAAGCUGCAUGAUGUUACAUGACUCCGGAAUGCUAUCUUUUUAUCCUUGUUCAAAGACUUAAGUGAUUGUCUUCUCAGUAUUGCAUUCAAACUUCCCUCAGUAGUGUGACCAGUACUGUGAAGUGCAUUGGGGAAAGAAAUUAAAAUUGUUGGCACCAUAUUCAAUAGUAUCAGGAAAUCCACCAUUUAAUGAUUGGGUACUUUGUAAUUUAAGUUUGAGCUAAUUGUCACUGUAGAGAAAUAUUAGAAUGUACGGAAAAAUAAGUUGGUCCAAAUGGUUAAUUUUUACACUGUAUGGGAUUCAUCCCUAUCUAUGAUUUCUGUUCUUCCUUGUGCAUGUGCCAUCUUCCCUUGAUUAUAUCCCACUUUAUUCUGUUUUAACUCUUCCUCCCAUCACCAAUUAGGUACCAAACCAUAUUGGUGGCCUUCUAAACUAAUAAUAUUCCCAGAAUUGUGCAUGGACCCUAGUUCUAAUUAUGUUCUUUUUUUGUGGUUUCCUAACACAUUUUAGAAAUUCCAUUUGGCUGAAGAAAUAUUACAUAUAACAGUUUCUAAUCUGAAUUGAAAUAUUAUUUUCUACUUUAAGCCAUGUUCCACAGUAUAUUCUUUUAUAACUGAGGGGUUGCUUAAGUUUUAAAGGCAAAAUUGAUAUGAAAUAUUUUAAAAUUAGGAUGUCAUCAAGGUAUUGGAACUGCUGUGUGAUCCCUUCAUUAAGUGCUCUCAUUAACAUUGGUUCCAAACUUUGACAUCUCCAUUUCAAAUCAAAAUGUAAAAACUCAGAACAUUUGUACUUCAAUUUUUAAUCUGCAACCUGAUUAAAGAAUCUGUUUGAAAGUACAUUAAGAAUAUAUAGGCUCUUGUAUAACUAACAUUGCUGCCUUAUAUUGUAAACUGUUUUGACUAACUUUUCUACUUGGUAUUGUAUGCAAAUGAAUUCAUUUAAAUAUGUCUUUUAGAACUAAUCCCUUGCCUCAUUAUUAUUUUAAUUAAGUUGGUAAUAACUAAUUUACCUGGUGUGUAUAUGUUUAUAGUAACCAAACUGAGAUUAUUAUUCAGACACUAAGCCACAACAAUUCCUUGCAAUGUAGCUUCUAACAGAACAGAAUAGUGAAGUUGUGCUUACUGUUAAUAAGAUUGCCCAGUCAUACUGGGCAGAAAAAUUAUUCUCCAUUUCUGCAAUGCAACAUUAAUCUUCAGUGAAGUAGAAUCAAAGACUGCCAUGUUGACAUUGCCUUGUGCUUUAUGGAACUAAUUAGUUGUUCUAGAUGUUUGAAUUCAAGUGUACUGUAUUUGCA
This is a messenger RNA of Pristis pectinata (smalltooth sawfish), 1872 nucleotides long. RefSeq lists its product as uncharacterized. The record is from RefSeq and is a predicted model, not a curated record. Bases 148 to 549 code for a protein of 133 amino acids. NCBI's taxonomy places the organism in Eukaryota, Metazoa, Chordata, Chondrichthyes, Rhinopristiformes, Pristidae. The transcript has 5 exons.